AUGCACCGCCCAAAAGAAGAAGGCGGAAUUGGCCUACUCAACAUCAAAUUAAGAAAUGAAGCAAUAGAAGUAACAUGGGUAAAAUUGUACCUAGAUCUUUCCCCAUCCAGACCAGCAUGGGCCUCAAUAAUGGACCUAAUACUGAACAAAAUAAGACUGAAAUACAACAAUAAUGAAAACACUAACCCAUUCCUCACAUCAUGG
This is a messenger RNA of Suillus bovinus, 204 nucleotides long. RefSeq lists its product as uncharacterized. NCBI's taxonomy places the organism in Eukaryota, Fungi, Basidiomycota, Agaricomycetes, Boletales, Suillaceae. The record is from RefSeq and is a predicted model, not a curated record. The transcript has a single exon. The annotation marks the transcript as partial.